Molecule: messenger RNA, 384 nt
Organism: Trichoderma citrinoviride
Lineage: Eukaryota; Fungi; Ascomycota; Sordariomycetes; Hypocreales; Hypocreaceae
Exons: 2
Source: RefSeq, a predicted model, not a curated record
UCACGCCCUCUCAAACGGCUUCAUCCUUCGGCAGCAAAAGUCUCGUUCAUCUGGCAGACGUACCUCGACGUAAUCGAUCCUCUUGUCAAGGUCUUCCACAUUCCCUCUGUGCAACGAUAUAUUAUGAGCACAAUCGAGGGCCGAGAAGCGGUUGACCCAUGCACAAAUUGCGUGGUGUUUGCCAUCUACUAUGCCACAGCGAUAUCGCUGUCGGCAGCAGAAUGCCGCCAUGAACUGGAGGAAGAAAGACCAGUUCUUCUACAGAGAUAUCGAGAGGGGCUGGAGCUAUCUCUCGACGCAGCAGACUUAUCGACUUCUCAGGAUAUCAUUGUUUUGCAGGCGUUCGUUUUGUACUUGGUAAUAUCCCUGGAUCAAAGCAUCUGA